Messenger RNA from Funneliformis mosseae, 660 nucleotides. The record is from the annotation of a GenBank genome assembly. Lineage: Eukaryota; Fungi; Glomeromycota; Glomeromycetes; Glomerales; Glomeraceae.
AUGUCUCUUAUCUACGGGUUGGUAGCUCGAGGUCCUGUCAUUUUGGCAGAAUAUACCAGUUCUUCCGGCAAUUUCACUCAAGUUACUCAGGCGAUUCUUGAAAAGAUUCCACCAAAUAACUCCAAGCUGACAUACGUUUAUGACAGAUAUCUUUUUCAUUAUAUUUGCGAAGAUGGGCUCACUUACAUGUGUAUGGCUGAUGAUACAUUUGGACGACGAAUUCCGUUUUCCUUUUUGCAGGACAUUAAAGAACGGUUUUUAGCUACUUAUCCGAAAGAAAGAGCAAACACAGCGUUGCCUUAUGGUAUGAACGAAUUUUCAAAAGUUAUUGCAAAACAAAUGGAAUAUUUUUCAAAUGAUCCACAUGCGGAUAAAAUUAAACAAGUGCAUGGAGAAAUUGAACAAGUUAGAGACGUUAUGGUUCAUAACAUUGAACGUGUUUUGGAACGUGGAGAAAGAAUUGAGCUCUUGGUUGACAAAACUGAUACUCUAAACCAACGAGCAUUCGCCUUUAAAAAGCGAAGUACUGCUUUGAAGCGAUCAAUGUGGUGGAAAAAUACAAAACUGAUGAUUCUUUUGGGAUUCGUUAUUAUUUUGCUCAUUUACUUUGUUAUUAGUCUUGCUUGUGGAUUUCCUACUUGGCAGUCUUGUCGCGGCUAA